Messenger RNA from Verticillium alfalfae VaMs.102, 3714 nucleotides. RefSeq names its product C2 domain-containing protein. Bases 1 to 3714 code for a protein of 1237 amino acids. The transcript is spliced from 5 exons. The record is from RefSeq and is a predicted model, not a curated record. Lineage: Eukaryota; Fungi; Ascomycota; Sordariomycetes; Glomerellales; Plectosphaerellaceae.
AUGUCCUCGGCAUCGAGGAACUCCUACCUGCACCGCCGCAACGACAGCAAUAGGGGUAACACUCUUAAGCGGGCUCCUUCGAGGUCCCAAACACACGUCAUCAGCCAUGACGACGCCUACAGCUUCGCCCUCCGCAUUGCCUACCUGAACUACCUCCUGCAGCCCAAGACGAAGCGGAAACAAUGGGUUGCCGCGCCCAAGCCCAUACACAAGGCGGGGCAGCGUUCCCACACCGCCGUCGGCGAGCUCAUCGGCCAACUCAGCUCCCCUUCAGGCUCGUCUAAGAUAACCAUGCCCCACGGUUUCCGAAGCUCUCUCGAAAAGAGGCUCAGCCAGGUCGUCCAAGGCAGCUACCCAGUUCCCGGCUACAACGAUGCAGCGGUCAAGAGGAGCUUCGCGCGAGCGUACACUGCUUUCACCGAGAAGGCCUUCCAAAAGAGAGCCGAUGACGAAAGAAAGAUCGAUCCCUAUAUUCUCAUGUUCUACUCCUCUGCCACCAAGGCGGCCAAUGCGACCGCUGUGCAGGCCAACUCCUCGGAAGACCAUGUCAAGAUGCUGCCCGACCGCCAUCUGGCCUUGUUUGUGCGCCUCGUAUCGCACAUGCUGCGGGACCAGGGCGUUGACCGUGACCGGCCAGAGCUGAUGAAGAGACUCGAUAGCUUGGAGAAGAAGCUACUAACACAUGACCAAAACCUUGCCGAUGUCAAUAAUCAAAACGAAACAAAGAUGAUUGAGGUUAUCGUGCCCUUGAGCUACGACGUGAAAGACAUGCCUUUGGUUCUCUUGAUCCAGCGGGUUUUCGGGCGUACCAAGACUGAUGUGCAGUCAGACAUUGAUGCUCAUCGGCAUGCGUGGACGGAAGAAGCGGCACUGAAGGACAUCAAGGCGUAUCAGCACCGGCUCGCCUCGAAUGCGCCGGGAUCAUUGCGGAAACAUGACUUCGACACUGACGAGGCCUACGAAGAGUGGAAGAAGGCCGAGGCCACUCAUCUCUCGGAGAUUUUAUUCAAGAUUACGACUGCAAAGCCGGAGCUGCUCAAAACUUCAUCAUCGAGCCUCGACAAGCCGCUUCCCGGAAGACCCAUGUCGCUAUACGGCGAGGACCAAGCGUACAGUGACCUCAGCCGGGCACUGUCGAACCCGGAUUCGGCCACCUAUGGAUCUGACCCUUCUUCCAUGAUCAGCUUGAGCUCUCUUUCACUGGAAGAUGCGCCUGGUGGAACGCAGACGGUGGAAGAGCCAGCUUACACCUUUAUUCCUCCCAGCCCGAGGUCCUUCUACAAAGCGUUCCUGCAGUAUUGUAUGACGUACGAUCAUCUACAUUCUGACCCUGCUCUGCCGUACGCGCCAUUAUCGCCUCAGAGCAUCGACCUUUUGAUAGAGCUUUCCGUGUUCUGGCGACUUCCACAAUUCACUAGGCUGAUCGUUGUCAUCGAAGUCGCGUCGAAGAGGUUUCUUGAUGGUGAGAUUGACAUUGAUCAACUCGCAGAAACACUAGAAAUUGUCAAGGAGACAGCUUCAGAUCACCGCAAAGCACCCGCAUUGCAGCAUUAUCCGGCUGAUCAACUCAGCGAUUUCUCCAAGCAAGUGACUGAGGCUCUCCGCCAGUCAGCCCGGGACCUGUAUCAUGAGAUCGUGCAGACCAAGCUUCCUGAAGAUGCUGAAUCGUGGCAGUUCUCCCAUGUGAUCGAAAUGGGCAAGUUGGUCGUCCAGCGCGUGGCCAAGAUGCAGAAGCGCUACCGAAGCAUGUCCGAGAUCAAGGGCGUGACGCCGCUGCCUAUCCUGGUCCAGACAAUGCUUCCGAUAUUCGAGCAGGAUGCCGAGCACAUUAUCGGCAAGGCCAUCCAAACUGCUCAAGCGGCUGGCUGCGAGCUCGACAUUGACGAUGGGUUCGAUCUCUACAGGGAGCUGAUCAAACUGCGUGAAAGCCACUACAAGUACCUCCCCGGUGUUGAGUUCCACUUCGACAUUGAAGGGCUCCUGCAGGAGUUCGUCUGGAGGUGGAUCCGCGAAGCAGAAUCUAGAAUGGAGGCCGGUGUCAUCAAUGCCAUUAAACUGGACGACUUCCGGGCUCUAGGCGACGACGGCGAGCGUCUGCCUUCUGACGCAGAGCGACACAGCGCUAGCAUAGCCGAUUUGUUCCAGUUCUUUUCGGCGCCGGUGACACAGAUCGAUCAGCUCGAAUGGAGAAACGAAGAGCACCACGCUCGCUUCAUGACGGCGCUUGCGCACAUAUUCGCCACCGGCAUCGAGAAGUACUGCGAGGAGGUCGGACGGAUAUUCGCGGCCGACAUGGAGCGACUGACACCGCAGGAGGAAGCCAUGGCGUCGAGGACGACGCAGGAAAGAUUCAUGCAAUACGCCAAGGAAGCAUGGAACAACAAGGAGAAGCCGGAGCCCUACAACUUCAGUUCAAAGGCGUUCGUCAUGCUCAAUAAUAUCGAGUUUGCGAAACAAAAACUCGACAAAUUGGAACAUACGAUGAACGUGGACCGAUGCGCAGAAAUCGUCCGUGUUAUUGACGGGCCGAAGCAGCAGACUCGUCGGCCAAACAAAUACAACUUUACGGUGAAGAUUGUCGAGGCCGAGGAUCUCAAGGCCUGCGAUCCAAACGGCUUCAGCGACCCCUAUGUGGUCCUGGUGGACGAGCGCCAGAAGCGCCUCCACAAGACUAGGGUCGUUCGAAAGAGCCUGAAUCCUCGGUGGGACGAGUCCAGGGACAUUACCGUCACCGCGCCCAUCACCAUUAUUGCCACGGUCUGGGACGAUGACAUGUUUGGGGAUCACGACUUUGUGGGACGGACGUCAUUUAAGUUGGACCCCGUUCACUUCAGCGACUACAUUCCCCGCGAGAUCUGGCUCGAUCUCGACACCCAGGGCAGGAUACUGGUCAAGAUUAGCAUGGAAGGAGAGCGCGACGACAUUGAGUUUCAGUUUGGCAAGGCGUUCAGGGACCUCAAGCGCACAGAACAGAUCAUGGUCCGCAAGAUCACUGAAAAGCUUCGGGACCAGAUCAACACAAGCCUCUCGCAUGAGACCUUGCGGCGUCUGCUGGGCGGCGCAGGGAUUGGUGCUCAAGUCACAAGCCUGUGGAAGAAGAGGACAUCCGUCAUGCCGACAGUGCCGUCCAAGGCGGUCAUUGACGAGUCGCUUGAUCCUCUGAUGGAUUACUUCCACGCCAACUUCACCAUUAUGAACCAGACGCUGACAAACGACACGAUGCGCUCGGUCAUGCUGCGGCUGUGGAAGGAAGUCCUCCUGGCGGUCGAGGCGCUCCUGGUCCCGCCGCUCUCCGACAAGCCCUCCGAGCAGCGGCCGCUCAGCCGCUUCGAGGUCGACAUUGUCUACGGCUGGCUGCGCCAGCUCCUCUCCUUCUUCAACGCCAAGGACGAGGAGGGCAACGAGCUCGGCGUGCCGGAGAACGACCUGCGCUCGCCCAAGUGGCACGAACUCGCGUCCCUCAACUUUUUCUACUUUGAGGACACGGCGACGCUCGUCCGCGAGUCGGAGCGCAUGGCCGCGUCGAACGCGCAAAAGGCCGCCAACUACCUCAAGGAGCGGUCGCGCCAGAAGGAGCGCCAGUCAGCGCGCACCGCCGCCAUGAUGAUUGUCAACAAUAGCGUCUCGCAGGGCUGGGCGCUGGCGGGGCCGGCGGCGCCCCGUACACGAGGAACAAUUUGCCUCGGCGGUGAGCACAGGCGAGCGAGCGAGUGA